This is a messenger RNA of Lolium rigidum, 574 nucleotides long. RefSeq names its product cysteine-rich and transmembrane domain-containing protein WIH2-like. Bases 148 to 384 code for a protein of 78 amino acids. Gene Ontology annotation, cellular component: plasma membrane. The transcript is spliced from 3 exons. NCBI's taxonomy places the organism in Eukaryota, Viridiplantae, Streptophyta, Magnoliopsida, Poales, Poaceae. The record is from RefSeq and is a predicted model, not a curated record.
UCUGGAUACGCCCCCACCAGCAGUAGCAAGCGCAGUGCACCUUCCCGCCCGCCGCUGUCUUCUUCUUUAUAAAAUCAUCACUCGGCUCCACGCACUACAGCUACAGGGCAGGAGACCAGCGAAUAAUCCCACGGCUGUAGAGGAGAGAUGAGCUACUACGGCCAGCAGCAGGCGCCCGUCGGCGCGCCGCCGCAGCAAGGUUACCCGCCGCAGGGCUACCCUCCGCAGGGGUACCCGCCGCCGCAGCAGGGGUACCCGCCGCAAGGAUACGGCCAGCAGGGGUACCCGCCCCAGCAGCAGCAGCAGCAGCAGGGCGGGCCUUCCUUCAUGCAGGGAUGCUUGGCCGCCCUUUGCUGCUGCUGUCUCCUGGACGCGUGCUUCUGAGAAGAAAGAGAGAGACGUCAGGUUCAACCUCUGUGUUGUAGAAAUGCUCCACUGGGCACAUUUUUCUACUCCCUGCUUGUGAACCUCAUGCGAUUGGAUUAUUCGGUUGGUGUGCAUGGGAUGACUAUGAUCUGGUUGAAUGUAAUAUUCUGAUAUAUUAGAUUUUUGCAAAUAAUUCUGUGUAAUUUUA